Molecule: messenger RNA, 3206 nt
Organism: Symsagittifera roscoffensis
Lineage: Eukaryota; Metazoa; Xenacoelomorpha; Acoela; Convolutidae
Product: copine-9-like
Exons: 18
Coding region: 1217-3028 (603 amino acids)
Biological process (GO): cellular response to calcium ion
Cellular component (GO): plasma membrane
Molecular function (GO): calcium-dependent phospholipid binding
Source: RefSeq, a predicted model, not a curated record
CAUGAUGCUAAUGGUUUUCAGGUACAUAUGCACUUUCAGUUUGUCAUCCUCACAAUAGCUAAGAACACCUCUGUAUGUAGAUAUAAUUGGCAUAUAUUUACACAUUUAUUGCGACAACUAGCGUACCGGCACCAAAAUUUGAAUACCUCAAACGUCAGCCGUGACUGCUAAAAACUUCAGGUCAAACGUUGACAGUCGAAAACUGAGGACGAAUGUUCAACAGACCCUGAAAUUCAACUGAAGUUUCGUAGCUUUAUAAUUUAAACUUAUCCAUAUUAAUCUUCCUUAUUUAGUAAAUUUCUUGACAUGUUCAUUGGUAUGCUGUCACAGCUGUGAUGUGGUAAUUGAAAUUCCGAUAUAGCCAAUAGUUUGAUGGUUAGUCAACCUUGAAGUAAUAACGUUUUAUCUCAACGAAUUCAACUUCAUGAACUAAGUUCGUUACAAAUAUACAUUUCUGUUUGCAAAAUUAUUGAAUAGUUGUAAUAGUUUCUAUUUUGCGCAUUACGUCACAGUUUGUUGGUUUAGAUAUAUUAAAAAAAAGAUUUUUUCAAAGUUAAUCAAGUUACAACAAAACAGUAUAUGAAUGAAUGCUAUUACUACUAUGCAUCAUUUGAUGUGGUAAUAAAAAUUUAUAUUUGUUAAAAUUGGUGCGGAUAUUGGACAUCAUAUAUACUGACUACCUUUGAACCUUUUGAUUUGAAUUGUGUUAAAUGACGAGUCACAAUAAUCCAGUUAUAACCUAGUUAUAAACCACUACCAUUUUCUCCCUGAAAAGCCCUUUCGGUAGUACCCUUAUUGGCUUGAAGGUUUUAUAGGUCUGAUCUAAUUUGUAUAGCUAUACACCAGACUCUGUUGUUGUUACUUACGUUACCUGUCCUGUUUUCCUCUGCUGUUUCAUAUACCAUUUGACACUUGUGUUACCAUCCAAGUUGCAGUUACCAUUGCAGCCUCUACAAAUUAUAAAUAGCCAGCAGUCGGAUCAGAAUUGUAUAAUUUGUGCUUUGUAGCAAAAUAGGUUUCAGCCUUACAGUACUAUUACUCUGCCCUUAGAGUCUCAAAUUUGAUCAUUUGCUUCCUUAUUUUGACUUAUUGCCACUGUUAACAUUUUUACACCUGAAUUGAGUAGCUUAAACGUUAUUAGAUUCAUAUCUGAUUGACCUUAGGAAUACAAGAAGAUAUAUUUAUUUGACCUCUUGACCCCCCGAAGGGCUGAGUUAUGGCCUCACAGUUUCAACCUGGAACUUCAAAUCCUCAAAGUGAGGUGGAGAUCAGCGUGUCCUGCAGGAAUCUCAAAGACGCCGAUGUCUUCUCCAAAUCAGAUCCAAUGGUUGUGGUGUUUGUGCAAGACUUCGGGAAAACUUCCUGGCGAGAGCUGGGCCGUACGGAAUGCAUAGACAAUAAUUUGAACCCGGACUUCGUGAAGAAGUUUCAGAUGACCUACUACUUUGAGGAGAGGCAAAACCUCAAGUUUGAAGUAUAUGACAUUGAUUCCAACAGUAGAAAACUCUCAGACCACGACUUCCUCGGAAGAGCCUUUACUGACCUGGGCCAGAUUGUGACCAACACGAAGGGCUGGACCAUCCUCAAACUGAGUGAGUCGGAGGUGCAGCAGAAGCAACCCACAAUUAAUGACCAUAGCUACUUUUUUGGUCCGGGAGUGAACCAGGGUACCAUUUUGAUCCGAGCGGAGGAGUUGAGUUCGUGCAAAGACGUCUGUUUCAUAGACGCCAGUGGGAAGGGCCUGGACAAGAUGGACUGGGGCUUGUCCAAGAGUGACCCCUACCUAGAGUUCUUAAGAUGCAACGAGGACAACUCUUUUACAGUAGUGCACCGGACGGAAGUGUGUAAGAACACUCUGAACCCUAACUGGCCCCCAUUUGAGGUGAAGAGUCAGACACUGUGUAAUGGAGACAUAGACAGAACUGUCAAGGUCAUCUGCUACGACUGGAACAGCAGUGGGAAAGUAGAUUACAUGGGCGAGUUUGAGACUUGUGUACGACGGAUAUCCGAGGGCAAUGCACAAAACACGUACGAACUAAUCAAUAAAGAGAAGCAGAAGAAAAAGAAGAGCUACAAAAACUCUGGAACAAUUACUUUCAACAGAUGUGGGGUCAAGAAAGUGCACUCUUUCCUGGACUACAUUGCUGGAGGCACUCAACUGUCGUUUACUGUGGCGAUUGACUUCACAGCGAGCAAUGGGGAUCCGAGGAACUUCCAGAGUCUACACUAUCUCGACUCGUCCAGACCCAACCACUACGCCACUGCACUCAUGAGUGUGGGCCAGGUCGUCGAGCAGUAUGACACGGACAAGUUGUUUCCUGUGUAUGGCUUCGGUGCAAGGCUGCCUCCUAAUGGAAUCGUGUCGCACGACUUUGCUGUGAACUUCAAUCCCUCCAAUCCUUUCGUGGCUGGUCUGGAUGGAAUCCUGGCUGCGUACCAUGGCUGCAUCCAGAGUAUCCAACUCUACGGACCGACUAAUUUUGCCCCCAUCAUCAACAAAGUGGCCUCGCAGGCGCGGGAGGUGAGACCGGGGGAGGAUUAUGUAAUCCUACUCAUCAUUACAGAUGGAGAAAUAACUGAUAUGGAAAACACAAAACACGCCAUUGUGCAGGCCUCUUCUCUUCCUCUGUCCAUCAUCAUAGUGGGCGUAGGCAAUGCACAAUUUGAUGCUAUGGAUGAGCUAGACGGCGAUGACGUCAGACUUUCUUCUAGAGGCAGAUACGCCGAGAGGGACAUCGUACAGUUCGUGCCUUUGCGAAACUUCCUCGACAACCAGUCUACGAACCCCAUGAUGACUCAGGCCAAACUGGCUAAAGAAGUCUUAAUGGAAGUGCCUGACCAAUUGCUCUCCUUCAUGACUAAACAUGGCAUUCAGCCCAAUCCACCAAGGCACCAGCCCCCUCCACCCGCUGGUCACGCCCCUUUUGUACCCACGAUGCAACAACAAAUGUCGCCUAAUGCGCCCCCAGCACAGGGAGGAGUUGUACCUCCCAAUUACGCAAGUGCGCCACCGCCUUAUUACGGAUGAAUGGACUCAGAAAUUAUUAAAUAAUUAACUUUCAAAUCUCAUCAGCAUCAUCAUUUGAAUACAAGCAUUCCUUAUUUUCUGUUUGGUUUGGUCAUUAUUCUAAAGCUUUGCUCUGAAUUUAUGUAGAUAUUUUUGAUGUUUAAGUCUUGUAAAUGCGUUUAUAAUGAUAAAUUUUUGA